AUGGCGCUGCUGCCUCUGCCACCCCUCUUGUUCCUCCUCCUCCUGCUCUUCCUGGGAAUGCUCGCCUCCCGGGCGCCGGCGCAGCCGGCCACGCUGCACGAGCGCGACGCGGCGGCGCUGCGUGACCUCCGGGCCAGCCUGCGCGACCUCUCGGGCUCCCGCUUCUUCGACACCUGGGACGACGCCCGGAGCCCCUGCGCGUACGCCGGCGUCGUCUGCGCGCCCGACGACGCCGACGGAGACGACAGCCCCGACAGCGACUCCUCCAGCACCACCGUCCUCCGCGUGUCGGUGCUGACCCUCGGCACGGGGCUCGCCGAUUCCCCGGGACUAACUGGCACACUCCCGGACUCCCUCUCCACGCUCGCCGCGCUGACGGACCUGGUCCUGUACCCAGGCCGCGUGUCGGGUCCCAUCCCGUCAGGCCUCGGCGCGGGUCUCCGCCGCCUCCGGCUCCUCUCGCUGGCGGGCAACCAGCUGACGGGUCCGGUCCCGGCCUCCCUCGCGGGGCUGCCCGACCUCCACACGCUCGACCUCGGCGGGAACCGCCUCGACGGCGCCGUGCCCGCGGGACUGCUCCUUCCCGACUCGCCCAGCCUCAAGGUGCUCAUCCUCGCCAACAACGGCGGGAUCUCCGGGGAGAUUCCCGCCGGGUUCGCGAGCUCCGGGCUGUUCCACGUCGAUCUCGCGAGGAACGCGCUCGCUGGGGGGCUACCGCCGCUGCCGGCCACGUUGCGGUACUUCUCCGUCGCCGGUAACGCAAUGCAGGGCACCCUCGACGGGGCCUUUGGUGGCACUGCUGGUGGUGGUGACGACGGCUCAGCCAGUCCACCAUCACCCCUACCCGCCGACCUGGCGUUCCUGGACCUGUCCAUGAACAACUUCUCGGGCCGCAUCCCGGCGUCGGUGUUCGCGCUCCCUGGCCUGUCGUCGCUGCUCCUGUCGCGGAACAACUUCACGGGCGCGCUGUCCGUGCCGCCGCCGUCCCCGCAGCAGGAGUGGGCGGUGGUGGACGUGAGCCACAACGGCAUCUCGGGCGAGGUACCGGAGGCGCUGGCGGCGGCGGGGAGCCUGUACGUGAACAACAACCGGCUGUCCGGGGAGGUGCCGGCGGCGGUGGCGCGCAGCGUGCUGGCGGGGCGGAUGACCACGCUGUACGCGCAGCACAACUUCCUGACGGGGUUCCCCGUCCCGCCUGCCGCGCCGCUCCCGGACUCCGCCGCGCUCUGCCUCUCCUACAACUGCAUGGAGCUGCCGUCGGCCUCCGCCGCCGACGGCUGCCCCACCAUCGGUGGCCCCCUCGAGGCCAGGCCCGCCGAGCAGUGCCGGAGCACCACCACCAGCGGAGGAGGAGCAGGCGGCGACGGCUGA
Miscanthus lutarioriparius is the source of this 1371-nucleotide messenger RNA. NCBI's taxonomy places the organism in Eukaryota, Viridiplantae, Streptophyta, Magnoliopsida, Poales, Poaceae. The record is from the annotation of a GenBank genome assembly.